UUAUGUAGUGAUCGCCGGUGUGGAUAAAGCAAUUGAACGAUCAAUGAGUUACAAUCACGUCAACAGUCUCUCCCAUAAUUGAUCAUAAUCAAUGAAAUUCCCACAAUUGUUUAAAUCAUCGUGAAAAAUCAGGUGACAUGAUAAAAGGAGAUAAGCCAAAAGUCUGGCCACAAUGGAUUGCUGCAGCGAUAGUGUACAUUCUUUCUAUGCUGACUGGUCUAGUGGCUGGCUGGACAUCACCAUACCUAGCCAAAUUAACGACAGGCUCUGAAACCCUGACCAUCACGAACGACGAAGGAUCAUGGAUCGCUUCCUUGUUCCACCUCUCCCGGCCCAUCGGCUCCAUAAUAGGAGCAGUGACAGUUCACAAAUUUGGCACCAAACACACGGUUUUCAUCGCUGGAUUUCCAUUCGGAAUCGCCUGGAUUUUCUUCCUCAUCAGGGAAUCAGUCCCGUGGAUUUACGCAUCAAGAGUGUCCAGUGGUGUGGCCAUGGGUCUGUACCUGGGUGCAUUCCCUCUGUACAUCGGUGAAAUAGGAAAUCCUAAAAUUCGAGGUGCACUUGUCGGUCUAGUCUCCUACGGUUCAGCAAUUGGAUAUCUAAUGGGCAAUCUACUGGGUGCAUACAUCAGUAUGAGAAAUUUUUCUAUUAUCAAUCUCGUGCUGAGCAUCUUCUUCUUGGUUUCCUUUUUAUAUUUUCCGAGUACAGCGCACUAUUUCGUUAAGAAAAAUAAUAUGGAUGAGGCGGAGAAGUCAUUGAAGUGGUACAAUCGUCAGAGGGAUGUGGCCAUUGAGCUGGAGUCGUUGAAGAUGUACAUCGGGAAGCCCCAGAAAUUGACCCUGAAGGAGUCAUUCAAGCAAUGGACAACACCUCUCAAUCGGAAAACAUUGUUCAUGGUGAUCUGCGUUUAUCUCUUCAUGCAACUCAGUGGUCUGUACACAAUUGCGAUGUACUUAGAAAUACUCUUGACAAAACUAAAAAUUGAUGUUAUAGCUCCAUCAUUAGUUGUUGUAGCUAUAGGUAUUGUUGCAAUAAUUGGGGGUUGUGUUGCUAUUUACACGAAUGAUCAUUGCGGAAGACGAACGAUGCUAGCUGCAUCCACGUUAGGAGUCUCCAUAAAUUUUGCACUCAUAGGAGUGAAUUAUCUUCUCGCUGGGCAUGGGUAUGAUCUUGACAAUUAUCAGUGGUACAUUAUCGCGGAAUUUAUGGCGUACAUAUUUUUCCUCAAUAUCGGGCUCACGCACAUUCCCAAUUGUCUCUUGAGUGAGAUAUUCUCACCGGAGCUCAAGGAAAUUGGUACAUGCAUUGUAAAUAUUGUUUGCGCUUGUUCGGCAUUCCUCGCGAGCAAAAGUUAUCAGCCCCUUCUGGAUGCCACAUCCGAGGAAUUCAUAUUCUUCUUCUAUGCCUUUCUCGUAUUCUUAAUGUUUCUUUAUACUAUAAUAGUUAUUCCGGAGACGAAGGGCAAGUCUCUUCAAGAAAUUCAGGACAUGCUGAUGAAGAGGGACAAAACAGUGGAGCCUGUGCAAAUUUAUCGGACUACUAAUGAUUGAUAAAGAUUUAUCGUUAUUCGGUGGAUGAUCAUUUUUAAUGUGGAGGAUUAAUAUCUCGUGGUUUUUCUCGUUGGGACGAGUGAUUAGUCGUGAUUUAUGAUAGUGUCGUGGGAAGUGAUUCUUCCGGCAUUGAAAGUCAGUCAUUUUGUGGAAAUAAUUAAAUUAUGACAUUCUUUAAACGUCUAUUAUUUCUAUCCUUGAACAUCUAUUUCGCAAAACAUUAGCCAGUAAAUAUUUCUGGAAGAAUAACAUGUGUGUCAUGCUCAGCACCGCUGCAAUUUUUUUUUUUUCAAUACUAGUGUUUUGUUAAACAUCCGUGCAAUAAGUCGUAAUUUCGUUGCCAGAUUGUCUUGAAUUUAUUAUAAAACUCGUCUGUUCAAGCGGAUUUUUUUCCUCUAUCCAUAAAUUAUAGAAUCAUCUGCCAUUCUAUCAGACAAUUUAUAUUCAGAAAAAUAUCAUUCAUUGUUGGGAAAAUGAUUCUCAUUAAUUCAAUCGUCCCGUUAACCACUGAAAUUAAUACCCGAGUCCAGAGAUAAUGUGACAGGGAAAUAUUAUGUACAAUCAUCAAGAUAAAAUAAAAUAAAAAUGUUGUAAAAUCCUUCAA
Molecule: messenger RNA, 2154 nt
Organism: Fopius arisanus
Lineage: Eukaryota; Metazoa; Arthropoda; Insecta; Hymenoptera; Braconidae
Product: facilitated trehalose transporter Tret1
Exons: 2
Coding region: 138-1550 (470 amino acids)
Biological process (GO): transmembrane transport
Cellular component (GO): membrane
Molecular function (GO): transmembrane transporter activity
Source: RefSeq, a predicted model, not a curated record